UUCGAACCUGCUUCGGCAAGUAGUCUUUGCCUGGUUGUUCCUCUAUGCCAUUGCAUUCGAAAAGUACAUAUUCGCGCUGCUGGUUGUUGCAACAGCAGAAAGUAAUAAAAGCUCGGCUCGCAUGCAAUUUUCAUUAGUGGGAAAAUUGUUUGAUAUUUAAGAGGCAACCGAGGAAUAUAAACAGAAUCAACAGCAGCAGGCAUACACACUCACACCUACACAUUCCAAACUUAAUUAAUAAUAGAAAACAAAAAUAAAUCCAAGUAAAAAGAAAAUCGAAAUACAGUCGAGGUGCCGAGCGGAGAGCCAUACGACCAAAAUGUGGCGGCAGUCAACGAUACUGGCCGCGUUAUUAGUGGUUUUUGUGACGAGCUGUGCAGCAAGCAAACACAAUCGCCCACCAAGAAUCACCAAACAACCGGCUCCCGGAGAAUUGCUCUUCAAAGUAGCCCAGCAAAAUAAGGAAAGUGACAAUCCAUUCAUUAUCGAGUGUGAAGCCGAUGGACAACCUGAACCAGAAUAUAGUUGGAUCAAGAACGGCAAGAAGUUUGAUUGGCAGGCGUACGACAACCGAAUGCUGCGGCAGCCUGGUCGUGGAACCCUGGUGAUUACCAUACCCAAGGACGAGGAUCGUGGCCACUACCAGUGCUUCGCAUCCAAUGAAUUUGGAACGGCCACCUCGAAUUCGGUGUAUGUGCGAAAGGCUGAAUUGAAUGCCUUCAAGGAUGAAUCGCCCAAAACUUUCGAGGCCGUCGAGGGUGAGCCCUUCAUGCUGAAGUGUGCGGCACCCGAUGGUUUCCCUAGUCCUACGGUCAACUGGAUGAUCCUGGAGUCCCUGGAUGCCACCAUUAAAUCGAUUAACAGCUCCCGAAUGACCCUGGAUCCCGAGGGUAAUCUCUGGUUCUCGAAUGUUACACGUGAAGAUGCCAGUGAUGAUUUCUACUACGCCUGUUCGGCCACCUCGGUGUUCCGUAGUGAAUACAAGAUUGGCAACAAGGUGCUUUUGGAUGUUAAGCAGAUGGGUGUGAGUGCCUCUCAGAAUAAGCAUCCGCCUGUCCGCCAGUAUGUGUCACGUCGCCAAUCUUUGGCCCUACGCGGCAAGCGAAUGGAACUGUUUUGCAUCUACGGUGGCACCCCGCUGCCGCAAACCGUUUGGACCAAGAAUGGCCAGCCGAUACAAUGGAGCGACCGCAUUACACAAGGACACUACGGCAAAUCCCUGGUCAUUAGGCAAACAAACUUCGAAGAUGCUGGUACAUACACGUGCGACGUUUCCAACGGUGUGGGCAAUGCCCAGUCCUUCUCAAUCAUCUUGAAUGUUAAUUCCGUGCCGUACUUUACCAAAGAGCCCGAAAUUGCCACCGCUGCCGAGGACGAGGAAGUUACCUUCGAAUGUCGGGCUGCUGGUGACCCAGAGCCAAAGAUCAGUUGGAUCCACAACGGCAAGCCGAUCGAGCAGAGUCCACCGAAUCCCCGACGAACAGUUACGGACAAUACAAUCCGAAUCAUUAAUUUGGUUAAGGGAGAUACUGGUAACUACGGUUGCAACGCCACCAAUUCCUUGGGCUAUGUUUACAAGGAUGUCUACCUAAAUGUCCAGGCUGAGCCGCCAACUAUCUCGGAAGCUCCCUCGGCUGUGGCCAGUGUGGAUGGCAGGAAUGUCACUAUUAAGUGCCGCGUUAAUGGCUCUCCCAAGCCGUUGGUCAGAUGGUUGAGGUCCAGCAACUGGCUGACUGGAGGACGUUACAAUGUCCAGUCAAACGGUGAUCUAGAGAUCCAGGAUGUAACAUUCUCGGAUGCUGGCAAAUAUACGUGUCAUGCGCAGAAUAAGUUUGGCGAAAUCCAAGCUGAUGGUUCAUUGGUGGUCAAGGAGCAUACAAGAAUCACUCAGGAGCCGCAGAACUACGAAGUGGCCGCCGGACAAUCGACUACAUUCCGCUGUAACGAGGCUCACGAUGAUACCUUGGAAAUUGAGAUCGAUUGGUGGAAGGAUGGUCAGUCCAUUGACUUUGAAGCCCAGCCGCGGUUCGUGAAGACCAACGAUAAUUCAUUGACAAUUGCCAAGACCAUGGAACUGGAUUCCGGCGAAUAUACUUGUGUGGCCAGGACGCGCUUAGAUGAAGCCACGGCUAGGGCGAAUCUGAUUGUCCAGGAUGUCCCUAAUGCCCCAAAACUCACGGGUAUUCUCUGUCAGGCCGACAAGGCUGCGAUCCAAUGGGAACCCCAGGGUGACAAUCGUUCACCUAUCCUCCACUAUACCAUCCAGUUCAAUACCUCCUUCACGCCCGCCUCCUGGGAUGCUGCCUACGAGAAGGUGCCCAAUACGGACUCCUCGUUCGUUGUCCAGAUGUCACCGUGGGCCAAUUACACAUUCCGUGUGAUUGCCUUCAACAAGAUCGGAGCCUCACCGCCAUCGCCGCACAGCGAUAGUUGCACCACCCAGCCAGAUGUGCCAUACAAGAAUCCCGACAAUGUCGUUGGUCAGGGCACUGAGCCCACCAACCUGGUCAUCUCAUGGACUCCCAUGCCAGAGAUCGAGCACAAUGCACCCAAUUUCCAUUACUAUGUGAGCUGGAAACGUGAUAUCCCCGCUGCCGGAUGGGAAAACAAUAACAUUUUCGACUGGCGACAGAAUAACAUUGUCAUCGCCGAUCAACCGACAUUCGUCAAAUAUCUGAUCAAGGUGGUGGCCAUUAACGAUAGGGGCGAGUCUAAUGUGGCCGCUCAGGAAGUGGUUGGCUACUCCGGAGAAGAUCGUCCACUAGAUGCUCCCACCAACUUUACAAUGAGACAGAUCACAUCCUCGACCAGUGGCUACAUGGCUUGGACACCGGUGUCGGAGGAAUCGGUGAGGGGACACUUCAAGGGCUACAAGAUCCAGACAUGGACCGAGAAUGAGGGCGAAGAGGGUCUGAGGGAGAUCCACGUAAAGGGCGAUACCCAUAAUGCUUUGGUCACCCAAUUCAAGCCAGAUUCUAAGAACUUUGCCCGCAUUCUGGCCUACAAUGGACGCUUCAAUGGACCACCAAGUGCCGUCAUCGAUUUCGAUACCCCAGAGGGUGUGCCAUCACCGGUUCAAGGAUUGGAUGCCUACCCCCUUGGCUCCUCCGCAUUCAUGCUCCAGUGGAAGAAGCCCCUGUACCCCAAUGGCAAGCUCACCGGCUACAAGAUCUACUACGAAGAGGUUAAGGAAAGCUAUGUGGGCGAGCGACGCGAAUACGAUCCUCAUAUCACCGACCCCAGGGUCACACGAAUGAAGAUGGCCGGCUUGAAGCCCAACUCCAAGUAUCGCAUCUCCAUCACGGCCACCACGAAAAUGGGAGAGGGAUCUGAGCACUAUAUCGAGAAGACAACUCUAAAGGACGCCAUCAAUGUGGUACCGGCCACGCCCUCUUUCUCCUGGGAGCAACUGCCAUCCGACAACGGUCUGGCCAAAUUCCGCAUCAUCUGGCUGCCAAGUACAGUAGGUCAUCCGGGCACACAUUUCUUCACCAUGCACAGGAUUAAGGGCGAAACCCAGUGGAUCCGCGAAAAUGAGGAGAAGAACUCCGUCUACCAGGAAGUGGGCGGUUUAGAUCCGGAGACCGCCUACGAGUUCCGAGUAGUCUCCGUAGAUGGUCACUUCAAUACGGAGAGUGAAACGCAGGAGAUCGACACGAACACCGUUGAAGGUCCGAUAAUGGUGGCCAACGAGACUGUGGCCAAUGCCGGAUGGUUCAUCGGCAUGAUGCUGGCCCUGGCCUUCAUUAUCAUCCUGUUCAUCAUCAUCUGCAUCAUCCGGCGCAAUCGGGGCGGCAAGUACGAUGUCCACGAUCGGGAGCUGGCCAACGGCCGGCGAGAUUAUCCCGAAGAGGGUGGCUUCCACGAGUACUCGCAACCGUUGGAUAACAAGAGCGCUGGUCGCCAAUCCGUGAGUUCAGCGAACAAACCCGGCGUGGAAAGCGACACCGAUUCGAUGGCCGAAUACGGUGAUGGCGACACAGGACAAUUUACCGAGGAUGGCUCCUUCAUCGGCCAGUAUGUUCCUGGAAAGCUUCAGCCGCCGGUUAGUCCACAGCCUCUGAACAAUUCCGCCGCGGCGCAUCAGACGGCGCCAACUGCCGGUGGAUCGGGAGCCGCCGGAUCGGCAUCAACUGCCGGAGCAUCGGGAUCAUCUGCCGGCGGAGCAACCGCAGCCGGAGGAGCCUCGACCAGCAAUGGAGGAGCUGCAGCCGGUGCCGUGGCCACCUACGUCUAAGAGGCGUGGCUGGGAUUCAUUUGCCCCGUUGUUCUUCUGAUUUUCUUCAAAACGAUUCAUAAAUCCCUUAAUCCAAACCAAAAAAAAAAAAAAAAAAACUUUGUGUAAUUCUAUGUGUAAAACGAAAACUGCUUUAAGUGUCUGCAAAAAAGGAAAACCAUUAUAAUUAACUUAAAAGAAAAACAAAGGAAACAAAAAGAAAACAACUGUAAAGUGAAGGAGAAAACUCGCAUGAAUUUAAAGCAUAUAAUUUUGCUUCUUUUGGCUUAUAAAAUUAUUCUAGCAAACAGUUGAACGCCUUUUCAAAAAAAAAAACAAAACAAAAAUACUUUUGUAUAAGCUUAGAAAAACAAAACAAAAAUUGAAUGUAAACGUUGAUAAAAUGAAGGAAGAAGCUGAAAAUUUUAUGAUUGAUGCCUGUUUGUGUAAUAAUUUUUUUUUACUAAACUACAUUUUAGUUAUUAGUGGCACAAGGAUUUAUAUCUACAUGGAAAUCGAGUCGAGUUUUAUGAAACCAAAGAGCAAGGCGAAUUGUGGAAUCGAGAGGGAAUGGAGGCAAUAGCGAAAGGAUAACAUAUAUAUCGAUUCCAAUCUAAACUAAGAUUUGUUCAAAAUGUACAAAAUAUAAGGCUUAAACAACAAACAUCAGGCAGCUUCGAUCAACUGAACGAUUGACUGAAUUGCGAAGAUAAUGCCUUGACUAUUUUGCAAUCAAUUAUUCGAGUAUACAGUACAGAACUGCUCGUUAUCUGAAUAUAAUAACCAAAUAUCGAUGUGUUCACUUAGCAGCAAGUCAAAUAUUCAACUUGACCUCGAUUACUUUUCGCCACAAUCAAAGACUUAAAGGCAAAGGAGCAACAGAGCAGAUUUUCCAACAAGCCAGUCAAAGGAAUAACUAAACUUACAAAUUCCCCUCGUCGGCAAUUCGUAUAUAUAUUGUAUAUCGUAUAAGUUCCGAUUUUCGUCCAUAGUCUAAUGCAAUUUUUCGCGUAUAGUGUUUAAACAGAAUCCUUUCAUUUUGUCCAUUAAUUAUUUAAGUAAAGCAAAUUAGUUAAUUAACAAAUUAGUUGGCCCACUUGUACGAGUCGCGGUCAUUGUAACCUAUUAUAAUACGCAGCUAAAACCUAAAAACAACCUAUAAUUGUUCUAUAUGGUACUCCCUUUUAUUUUAAAUGAAAAUGUUAAAACCCUCGAGAUGCAAUUUGCGUCUCUGGUUUCCACUUAAUCCAGAUAUCUGUAAUAAUAAAGAUGUAUUCAUAAUUUUUUUUAAAAACUAAAAACACACAAAGUGGCAUUAGAAUCUAAACAAACACAAAUAAAAUAAAUGAUAUGAAAAACCAAAACAAACACAAAGAAACACAAUUUAUGUUUUUUGAAAAUCUUCUUUGCUGCUUUGAAAGAAGAAGAAAUGCUUUGUACUUUGUAAGAAACUCGAUCCGAAUAUAUCUACUAAUAUACGAGUAGGAUGUAUAAAUAUUUGUUAGUGCGCUUAAAUCGACACACAAGAAACACAAACCAGGACUCAGUUUUUGAAACAUUGAUUUAAAUCGGUUUAGUUUUAUUUGCGAAUUAGGCAGUAUAUUAAGUGCAUUAGAUGGAUAAAUAAGCUUAUGAUUAUUUGGUCUUUAACGAACAUACAGGGUUGCUUAGUCAAAUUUUUGCAUAGAUUUAAAAACGAAAGGAGAAAGGAUAGAGGAUGAGGCGUGUAAUUUGAUGACUCAUAUUUUGUGCACUGCGUUCUGUUUGUUGUUAAAUUUCAAUUAGCUACUUAUAUAAUGAACUAUAAUCCCCCGGCUUCUGCGCAUAGUUUUCAAUCGAAUCGAAAUAACCCAAAAACGUAAAAACCAAACACCCAGACCUCCCUGAAAAUCGAACCCACACAAAAAUUGGGAGACAAACGAACGAUCCACAAUCCACACACAAUUCACCUGCACCACGCAUAUCCCAACGAUUGAUAUAACAGAAUAUAUACGAGGAGGAAGAGUAUAGAGCGGAUGGGACUAGGAAACUAGAUCAGAAAGGACAUGCAAGGACAAAAAAACAAAUGACAAAAGAACUACAUAAAACAAUACAAACAAAACUUGCUAUACAAACGUAUAUAUGUGUAUAUGGAUAUAUGAUAUAUAUUUACAGUAUAGAGGACAACGAUCUAAAUCUAAUGUUCAUGACAAAGCGAUAUAUAUAUAUAUAUAUACAAAACAUAUAGAGAGAUGUAUAAGAUUUUGCAUAGAUAUUGUGAUUUCCCCCAAAAAUAAAACAAAGGAAAACUGAAAAUAGUCAAUAACAAUUCGGAAGACCGAAAACUCAAAAGUAAACAAUUUAAAGUAAACUAAUAUUUCCUCUUUUGUCGUAUUAACUAAACAAACUAAAGUGUUCAUCAGUGGAACAAUCGAAAUAAUCGUUCGUUUUCGAUGACCGAGCCAGAAAAAGCGAUAUCUAUAUCGAUAACGGUAGCAAAAGAACCACAACAACAACAACUGCACUGCCUGUGUCGGGUUCUAUUUUACAUUAACAUUAACAGAAUCACAAACAUUAACACACUUUAUUAACCGCCGCUUGAGGAAUUCAGAAUUCAGUGAAAACCAAACGCAAAUCAAACAUACCGACAUGCAAACAUUUUUCAAACUAAUAA
Drosophila eugracilis is the source of this 6869-nucleotide messenger RNA. Its product is annotated as neuroglian. Gene Ontology annotation, biological process: brain development; cell-cell adhesion. The coding region runs from base 320 to 4237 and encodes 1305 amino acids. Gene Ontology annotation, molecular function: cell-cell adhesion mediator activity. The transcript has 8 exons. The record is from RefSeq and is a predicted model, not a curated record. Lineage: Eukaryota; Metazoa; Arthropoda; Insecta; Diptera; Drosophilidae.